Molecule: messenger RNA, 2939 nt
Organism: Sebastes umbrosus (honeycomb rockfish)
Lineage: Eukaryota; Metazoa; Chordata; Actinopteri; Perciformes; Sebastidae
Exons: 3
Coding region: 148-2604 (818 amino acids)
Source: RefSeq, a predicted model, not a curated record
AAUUUCCCCACCGGAAGUUGUUGUUUUUCAUCUUCCUGUUGUGUUUUUUGAGGUUCUGCGCGCGCCCUCCGCAGCAGCCGUCAUCGAGAAGUCCAACUCAGAAACAUUUAUAGUUUUAUACAGUUGGCGUUAACAUUAUUGUUGAAGAUGUCGGACCCCAAACUGCAGAGCUUCCGGAGCUUUCUAACGGAGCGGUUCACCAGCGUUGCCAUGGAGAUCUUUGAAGAACUAGAGAGUAUAGUGGGGACUUACUACGAGGAGAACAAACGGCUGAGGAGCGUGCUGCACACCGUGCUCAACCCAGAGCUCAAGCUCACCAAGAUAGAUGUUCACCCAUACACUGGAGCAACCACAGACGUCAAAGAGCUAAUCACUAUGGUGGAAAUAUCAGAGCCGGUUUCUAAAAAGCUUAAAGAAGAGCAAAUUGAAUAUGACAUAAGUUUGGACUCAGAACAACAACAACAAGGGCUGGGGGAAGCUGAUAACUUUAUUACCCCAGAUUGUGUGAAAAAUGACCCAAAAGAAGAAGACGUAAGUUGGGACUCAGAACAACAACAACAAGGGCUCGGGGCAGCUAAUAACUUUAUUACCCAGGAUUGUGUGAAAAAUGACCCAGAAGAAGAUGACGUAAAGAUGCCCUGCAUCACCAACUCAUUCCACAUUAAAAUGGCUGAGUUCAACCCCAACUCUUCAGGCACCCUCACAGCUGAUGAAGAUGACGACCGUUUAGAAUCGGACUCGGAUGCAGAUUCCCGACAGCUAUCCAGGAGCGAAGAAAGCUCAAGUGAAAGCCAGGACCCUCAAAAACAUGAUACAAAGUCAAAGAAAAGCUUAACGAUGCUUCAGGACUUGGACAGCGACAAUUCUGAUGGAGGGGAGCUAUCGGAGGUGGAAAGUGACAACGACGGCAACCUUUCCUGGGUCUAUGAAAACUCGUCAUCCUCAUCCGAGAGUGAUUCGGAGUACAUACUGCAGAAAAAGAGGCGUCCACUUUCACCGGAGACUACGGUCCCGGAUGUUCCGUUCACCGCUGAUGUUCCAGGUGAGCCCCGGUGUCCUGUGCUGCCUUGUGCUGAAGCCUGUGCUGUUGGCCCACCAGCUCUUGGGCCAAGUGAAGGGCUCAGCCCGCCUUUGGAGUCAUCUAGGCCCAAUGCGGCUGUGGAAAAGGGGAAGGAUGGGACGGUGUGGACGCUCCUUCAACCAACUAAACGUCCAGGUAUAAGGCAGAGCCAAAAUGUCCUGACAGAAGCUGCUGGCCCCACAGCGCGCGCAAAGCGCAAUGUCGAAGAUGCACACACAGCCUUCUUGUGUUUGUUUGACGUUGGCAUGCUGGAGCACAUCAGGGACUGCACUGUGGAUGAGGCACAUCGGCACAGUGGUGACAGCUCAUGGGACCUGACAGUGGCUGAGCUGAAAGCCUUCAUAGCCCUUUUAUAUAUCCGUGGAGCUAAAGGGGCAAAAUACAUGGAUCUGAGCAGCCUGUGGUCGGAAAAAUGGGGCUUCCUGUUUUUCAAGGAAACCAUGUCCAGAAAUCGUUUCAGGGAGAUAAUGAGAUUCCUGCGGUUUGAUAUAAAGAAGACCCGGCGUGCGCGUCUACAGGAUGACAAGUUUGCCCUGGUGUCGGCCACUUGGAACAAGUUCGUUCAGAACAGCAUAGCCUGCUAUAAGCCCGGUGCCAACAUCACUAUAGAUGAACAGUUGUUACCCUGCAAGACCCGAUGCAGGUUUACACAGUACACGGGGAAUAAACCUGAUAACUAUGGCAUAAAGUUUUGGCUGGCUGUGGAUGUCCAGUCAAAAUACAUGCUAAACGGGGCUCCGUAUCUGGGAAAGGAGGAUACACGGAGCAGAGGUCAGCUCAUGGGAGAGAGUGUGGUGCUGAAACUGGCGGAGCCGUUCCUGGGAAAGGGAAGAAAUAUUACCACCGACAAUUUCUUCACCUCUCUCAAACUGGCAACCGCCUUACAGGCCAAGAAGACCAGCCUGGUUGGCACCCUGAGGAAAACAAACUGUGAGUUGCCCCCCUCUGCUAAAGUGCAAGCGGAACUGUUCCACACAAAGGUGCUGAAAUGUGCUGAUGCAACGCUCACCAUCUACCAGGGAAAGCCAAGGGAGAAUGUGUGCAUUCUGAGCUCCAUGCACACAAGUGUGGGCAUCACCGAAGGGCAGAGGGCAAAGCCAGAGUCAGUGAGGUAUUAUAAUGACACUAAGUACGGAGUGGAUGUCUUGGAUCAGAUGGCAAGGGCAUACUCCGUAAAAGGCGCCACACGUAGAUGGCCAGUGGCUGUCUUUUAUAACAUCCUCGACCUGGCCGGGAUCAAUGCCCACGUUCUCUUCAAGGAGUGCACCGGCAGCAAACUGCCUCGGACAAAGUUCAUGCAGCAACUGGCAGAGGAGCUGAGAGCAGAGUUCAUGGAGGGAAAAAUGGCAGCAUGGCAGUCGACACAAGGUCCUGGUCAGCAGCAGACACCAAAACGGAGGCAGUGCCAGGUUCGGAAAAGGUGCAACAACAACAAAACCUCCGACACCUGCUUCAAUUGUCAAAGACCUGUGUGUGGAAACUGUGUGGGGAGAAGAAAGGUGACUUGCUUUGACUGUGACUAGCCAUGCACGCUAUUGAUGUAAUUAUUUAUUAUAAAAUUUGGAUUGUAUGAUUGUUCUAUAGCCUAAACUUAGUUCUUGGUUCUUUCUUUUGUUUUAGAUUAGCUCGUUUCCAGCUUUUUAGAUUUUUUUUUGUUUUAUAACAUAUUUGUUAAAAUAGAAUGUUUCAUCAUCAAAUAAGAUACUUUAUUAUCGUUAAUUUUUUUUUUUUUUCUGAGUUACAUUGAAUAAAUUUCUCUACAGAAAAAAUACUGGUGUGAAUAUAUGAAGUAAUUACGGUUUACUACAUUUGAUGAUGUAAAUAUUGAUAAAUGUAUGAUUAAACUUGUUCAAACGUA